AUGGCAAACCACGACGAGGUCGAGUUCAAAACUCUGGACGGCCUCACCUUGAGGGGGUGGCUGUACCCAGCAAGCAAACGAGGCCCUGGUAUCGUCAUCACUCCUGGGUUCAAUUGUGUCAAGGAGAUGUUCGUACCAGAGGUCGCGGAACAAUUCCAGCUCCUGGGCAUCACAUCGCUCAUCUAUGACCCACGAAGCACCGGCGUGAGCGAUGGCACUCCUCGAAACGAGAUCGACCCAAUGAAGCAAGUCGAAGACUACUCCGACGCCCUCACCUUCCUCAGCACACUGCCUAUUGUGGACUCAGACCGCAUCGGCUUCUGGGGUAUGUCGUUCUCGGGCACCAUAGCUCUCUGCGCGGCUGCCCUGGAUAAGAGGGCGAAAUUUGUAAUCGGUAUCUGCCCGCUGCUGUCGUUCGAAUACAGCAAGAAUAGGUUCCCAAAAGUGCUCGCGAAAGCCGCCAAGGACCGAGAGUCGCAGGUCAAAGGAAACCCCCCGUUCUACCUGCCCCUUCUGACCGACAAGGGAGAGAAUCCAGCCGGAUUUGGCAUUGGGAUGGAUAAGGAAGGAUUCGAGUACAUCUCCACCGCCAAAGAGAGAGUGGCGCCCUCCUUCGAGAACCGCACCACGAUCCAAUCGUACUAUAAAAUCGUCAUGUGGCAACCAAGCGCGCUAAUGCGGUAUGUCUCGCCAACUCCGGUGAUGUUCGUCGUGCCAGAGCUUGAUAGAGUCUCUCCCCCGGAGGACCAGAUCGCCCUCUUCGAGACCUUCGCCGAGCCGAAAAGAUUACAUGUCUCAAUGGGUAAAGGGCAUCUGAACGUUCUGAGUGGCGAGGACUUUCCUUCGAUCAUGAAGCUCCAAGCCGGCUGGGCCGUGGCUGCGUUAGACGGAACACUGGGCGUGCAGUAA
Hyaloscypha bicolor E is the source of this 909-nucleotide messenger RNA. RefSeq names its product alpha/beta-hydrolase. The transcript is spliced from 2 exons. Bases 1 to 909 code for a protein of 302 amino acids. The record is from RefSeq and is a predicted model, not a curated record. Lineage: Eukaryota; Fungi; Ascomycota; Leotiomycetes; Helotiales; Hyaloscyphaceae.